Molecule: messenger RNA, 6308 nt
Organism: Loxodonta africana (African savanna elephant)
Lineage: Eukaryota; Metazoa; Chordata; Mammalia; Proboscidea; Elephantidae
Gene: EHBP1
Product: EH domain binding protein 1
Exons: 19
Coding region: 2211-5297 (1028 amino acids)
Biological process (GO): actin cytoskeleton organization
Cellular component (GO): filamentous actin; microtubule organizing center
Molecular function (GO): protein binding
Source: RefSeq, a predicted model, not a curated record
UGACUCAGUAGACUGGCAACAGUUGAGAACAUCCUACAGCAUACCAAUCAUUCUUGCCGUUCUUUGUUUCAGAGCCUGAAUUAAAUGAACUCCUUGUUGUAGUCUCUUGACUCCAGACAGCGAACAGUCAUAUAAAUGGGAUCACAGCUGGUUUCAAAGUUUAAAUUGUGUAUUACAGGGUAGCGUAAGUGUUUGGUUUAUAUUUCAGUGCCUUCACUGUAAGUAGUCUGUACUUUGAAGCACAGACGGUUCAAUUUGUAGAGCUGUUUGAUGCAGCUGGGGCGUGAGAGGAACCUAAAAGGAAAAGGUUAGGUUAAGAGGGAUGAAAGAACUAAAGAAACUUUGCCAGUUCUUAUUAUUUAUCUCAGUCUUUCAAAAAUUGUGUAAGAAAGUACAGUUAGAUAAGCUGGCUGCUAUAAUCUUAUCCUUUUCAAAAAAUUACUUCUUAAGCACUAAAUAAAAAAAAUCAAACCCAUUGCCAUCAAGGCAAUUCCAACUCAUAGUGACCCUAUAGGACAGAGUAGGACUGUCCCAUAGGGCUUCUAAGGAGCGCCUGGUAGAUUUGAGCUGCUGACCUUUGGGCUAGCAGCUAUAGCUCUUAACCACUAUGCCACCAGGGCUUGAAAAAACACACAAAAACCAAACACAUUGCCAUGGAGAUGAUUCCAACUCAUGGCAACCGCAUGUGUUACAGGUUUGAACUGCUCCAUAGGGCUUUCUUGGUUGUAAUCUUUAUGAAAGGAGCCCUGAUGGCACAAUCAUUAAGCGCUUGGCUGCUAACUGAAAAGAGGGCGAUUUGAACUCACCCAGCGGCUCUGCAGGAGAAAAGACCUGUUGAUCUGCUCCUGUAAAGAUUACAGCCUAGGACAUUCUACGGUGCAGUUCUACUCUGUCAUUUAGGGCUGCUAUGAGUUGGGAUUGAUUCAAUGGCACACAAGAACAACAACACAAUAUUUAUGAAAGCAGAUCACCAGGCCUUUCUUUGAUGCCACUGGGUGGGUUCGAACUGCCAACUUUGGGUUAAUAUUCAAGUGAAAACCAUUUGCGACACCCAAGGACCUUCAAUUCCUAGACCUAUUUCUAGUCUUGAAAAGAAUAAAAUUCUUACUAAAUAAAAUAAGAUGAACAUACCCAGAGCAUAAAAAGUAAAAAUAACAUUCAUUAGGCUUAUAGCAUACUAAAAAAGAAAAAAAAAAAAACCAUUGUAGUUGAGUCAAUUCCAACUCAUAGCAACCCUAUAGGACAGAGCAGAACUGCCCCAUACAUUUCCAAGGCAGUAAUCUUUACAGAAGCAGACUAUCACAUCUUUCUCCCCUGGAGCGGCUAGUGGUUUUGAGCCACCAAACUUUUGGUUAACAGUCGAGCGUUUACCCACUGUGCCACCAGGGCUCCUUUCAUAGUAUGCAGUCAAGUCAAAUUGUGGGUUUAGUGAAAGGGUUGGUACAUACUUGGAAUGUAAGAUCAGGGAGAGGAAAAUGGAAAUUGUAUGCCUGGACUUAAAAGGUGAGGGAAAGAAGGCAGCUGUGAACGUUAAAGUCCGAUCUGAAUCACAGUUCUGAGUGUAUUUGACCUAGUAGAAUGUGGUUACUAUAAUUGGUCAUCUCUCUUGACUGAUUGGAUUGGACUCUGUGAGUCAGUCAAAAUGAGAUGUUUGGCACUUAUCUACAUGGCAGCAAAUGACUUAGUAGAUAACAGUAAGCCUCCUUUCUGGGAAGCUGGCUUUUAAGUGAGUGUGGUAGUGAGGCAGUACAGAAUGGUAGCAAUUCGUCUUUCAUCUCAGGACCUUAAAAUUGUAGCCCUAAAUACUAAGAAAUUAAAAAUAAAUACCUUGUCCUGAAGUUCAAGCCAAAAUCAAAGGAAAGGAAGUAAAGGAAGAAAAGAGAAAACAAAUUUAGAGAAGAUCCUUUGAGGGUGAACUCCUUUCUGCUGAGCAGAAGCAGUAAGUGAAGCAGCGCCAUUCACAGGCAUCUAGGUGAGAAAAAGUCAAACCGCAAGUCUCAGUUCGAAGGGAGGCUUCUGUGAGAACACCUCUGAUCUCUGUCUUGCUUCCUCCCCGGCUUACCUUCCGCAAAGAAAAUUCUUCAGGUUUGAAAUGUGAGGAGAUUCAACAUAAAAUUAGCAAGUUAACAUUUUAAGAAUGUUAUAUUCUUGAAAUUGUUUCCCAUUGUUUGAUGAGGCAUUUAUAAGCCAUUCAUCUAAGGGACGAAGACAUGCAAAGUUUGGCUAGUUUGAUGAGCAUGAAGCAGGCUGACAUUGGCAAUUUAGAUGACUUUGAAGAAGAUAAUGAAGAAGAUGAUGAAAACCGAGUGAACCAAGAGGAAAAGGCAGCAAAAAUUACGGAGCUUAUCAACAAACUUAACUUUUUGGAUGAAGCAGAAAAGGACUUGGCCACUGUGAAUUCAAAUCCAUUUGGUGACCCUGACGUAGAAGAAUUGAAUCCAUUUGGAGAUCCUGAUUCAGAAGAACCAGUCACUGAAACAGCUUCACCUAAAAAACCAGAAGAAUCUUUUUAUGAUAACAGCUAUAAUCCCUUUAAAGAGAUACAGACUCCACAGUCUUUGAACCCAUUUGAUGAGCCAGAAACCUUUGUAACUAUAAAGGAUUCUCCUCCCCUGUCUACAAAAAGAAAAAAUAUAAGGCCUGUGGACAUGAGCAAGUACCUCUAUGCUGAUAGCUCCAAAACUGAAGAAGAAGAGUUAGAUGAGUCAAAUCCUUUUUAUGAACCUAAAUCAACUCCUCCUCCAAGUAAUUCUGUAAAUCCAACUCAAGAACUGGAAACUGAAAGGAGAGUGAAAAGAAAGGCCCCAGCCCCACCUGUCAUCUCACCAAAGCUGGGAGGGAUCAGUGAAAACACAGUUGUUUCUGCAGGAAGAGAUCUCUCAACUUCUCCUAAGCCAAGUCCUAUACCAAGUCCUGUUUUGGGGCGAAAGCCAAAUGCUAGUCAGUCACUGCUUGCGUGGUGCAAAGAAGUUACAAAAAACUACCGGGGAGUAAAAAUCACCAACUUUACGACAUCGUGGAGAAAUGGUUUAUCUUUUUGUGCAAUAUUACACCACUUCAGACCAGAUUUAAUUGACUACAAGUCUCUGAAUCCUCAAGAUAUUAAAGAGAACAACAAAAAGGCAUACGAUGGAUUUGCCAGCAUAGGAAUUUCCCGAUUAUUGGAGCCUUCUGAUAUGGUUUUAUUAGCGAUUCCUGACAAACUGACUGUUAUGACUUAUCUCUAUCAAAUAAGGGCACAUUUCAGCGGCCAAGAACUAAACGUAGUUCAGAUAGAAGAAAAUAGCAGUAAAAGCACAUAUAAAGUUGGAAACUAUGAAACAGAUACAAACAGCUCUGUUGAUCAGGAAAAGUUCUAUGCAGAGCUUAGCGAUCUGAAGCGAGAGCCUGAACAGCAGCCUACUGGCGGGGCAGUAGACUUCUUAGCUCAGGAUGACUCCGUAUUUGUAAAUGAUAGUGGGGUUGGAGAGUCAGAAAGUGAGCAUCAGACUCCUGAUGAUCACCUUAGUCCAAGCACAGCCUCCCCUUACUGUCGCAGGACUAAAAGUGACACAGAAUCCCAGAAGUCCCAGCAGAGCUCUGGGAGGACUUCAGAACCCGAUGACCCUGGAAUGUGUUCCAGUACAGAUUCAACCCAAGCACAGGUUUUGUUUGGCAAGAAGAAACUAUUGAAAGCUGAGUUGUUAGACUUAAGUGACUUAUAUGUCAGUGACAAGAAGAAGGAUGUGUCUGCACCCUUAACUGGUGAGGAGACAGAUGAGCAAAAGCUGCAGACUCCAGAAGUUAAUAGUAACUUGGAGCAAGAAAAAUUGGAGAAUUCCAGACCCUCAGAAUGCAGAUCAGGUCCUGAAUCACCUAUCAGAAAACCAAGUUUAUCUCCCACUUCUAAACUUGGGUACUCAUACAGUAGAGAUGCAGACCUGGCGAAGAAAAAACGUACGUCCCUGAGGCAGACAGAGUCUGAUCCAGAUGCCGAUAGAGCCACUGUGAAUCAUGCGGAUCAUGCCACGAAGUCAGUCCAGCACCGAAUGUUAUCCAGACAAGAAGAACUUAAGGAAAGAGCAAGAAUUCUGCUUGAACAAGCAAGAAGAGAUGCUGCUUUGAAGGCAGGGAAUAAACAGAAUACCAACGCAGCCACGCCGCUCAGCACCAGGCAGCUAAGUGAUCAGCAAGAUGAAGAGCGACGUCGGCAGCUGAGAGAGAGAGCUCGUCAGCUAAUAGCAGAAGCUCGAUCUGGAGUGAAGAUGUCAGAACUUCCCAGCUAUGGUGAAAUGGCUGCAGAAAAGUUGAAAGAAAGGUCAAAGGCAUCUGGAGAUGAAAAUGAUAAUAUUGAGAUAGAUGCUAACGAGGAGAUUCCUGAAGGCUUUGUUGUAGGAGGUGGAGAUGAACUUACUAACUUAGAAAAUGACCUUGAUACUCCGGAACAAAACACUAAGUUGGCGGACUUGAAGCUGAAGAAGCUCCUAGAAGCUCAGCCACAGGUGGCAAAUUCUCUCUCCAGUGCUGCCCAGAAUGCUGUAGCCGAGAGCUCAGAGCAAGACAUUAAGAAUGGCACAGAAGAUCUCCGGGCUGAGCGAUUACAAAAAGCAACAGAACGUUUUAGAAAUCCUGUUGUAUUCAGCAAGGAUUCUACAGUCAGAAAAACUCAACUUCAGUCUUUCAGUCAAUAUGUUGAGCAUAGACCAGAGAUGAAAAGGCAGAGAUCAAUACAGGAAGAUACAAAGAAAGGAAAUGAGGAGAAGGCAGCGAUAACUGAAACUCAGAGGAAGCCAUCAGAAGAUGAAGUGCUUAAUAAAGGGUUCAAAGACACCAGUCAGUAUGUUGUAGGAGAAUUGGCAGCACUAGAGAAUGAGCAAAAGCAAAUUGACACCCGUGCCGCGCUGGUGGAGAAGCGCCUUCGCUAUCUCAUGGACACAGGAAGGAACACAGAAGAAGAAGAAGCCAUGAUGCAGGAAUGGUUUAUGUUAGUUAAUAAAAAAAAUGCCUUAAUAAGGAGAAUGAACCAGCUCUCUCUUCUGGAAAAAGAACAUGACUUAGAACGACGGUAUGAGCUGCUGAACCGGGAAUUGCGUGCAAUGCUAGCCAUCGAAGACUGGCAGAAGACCGAGGCCCAGAAGCGACGCGAGCAGCUCCUGCUGGAUGAGCUGGUGGCCCUGGUGAACAAGCGCGACGCGCUCGUCCGGGACCUGGAUGCCCAGGAGAAGCAGGCCGAAGAAGAAGACGAACAUUUGGAGCGAACUCUAGAGCAAAACAAAGGCAAGAUGGCCAAGAAAGAAGAGAAAUGUGUUCUUCAGUAGGGCCAGACCGGGACCUCUAGCAACAUUUUAGUGUCUUUGGUCCCCAGACCAGAAAAAGUCAAACUCAUUGUUGAUUUAAAACUUUUAACAUUUUGUUUGGCUGGAUUGUACUUCUUUACCGCUGCAACCCUUCCCCCCGCCCCUUUCCAGAUAAUACACAGAACUCCAAAAUAGCUCUGAUCCCGGAUUUGUUUGUGAGUUAAGCAUUUCCUUGAAAUCAUGUGAAACUGAUUUGCACUGACACCUUGUAAGUGAAUGGUAUUGGGGGUGUUCAAAAAACUAUUCAAAGAAGGAAAAAUACUGUUUCCGUCAUUAUUUCCCCUCAUUUUUUGAUGGAAGGGAAAUUUGAAAACAUUUUUGUUAUUGUUGUUGUUAAUAGCAUAAUGACGGUGGGAGGGGGGUAAGAGGGGGAUAAGAAAAAUGUCAUCAAUGAUUUUUUUCCAGUUCUGCCAUAUGUAACACUUACUCUGCUACCUAAAUUUUAUAGUUAGAUCAUACUCAAUCUACUUAUUAAACCAUGUCUGUUUACCAGUGGGGUUUUCUGCAGUUGUUUUGCAUUUCACUAUAAGGGUGAUAGAGUUCUCCUCCUCAGCUUGCCUCAGAGGACAGUCCUUUAACAUAGCCUGAGACAACCUGUGAUUUGAACUUGAGCUGUGAGGAUGGGACUAAUUGACAUGCAUCAGUUUACAAAGACAGUCUUAUCAUCCGAGAAUGCGCCAUCUUUUUCUCUGGAUAAUUAUUUAUUACAUCUAGCUUGGUUCCUACAUUUUAUUGCGUCUCACAUUGGCUCAAGAAUGCUGUUAAUAUUUAUUCUGUGUUGAUAGAAGUCUGUCUUGCCACUAUGAGUAAAUCCCCCAGUUAAUAUUUUCUUCUCUAUCAUAGCAAUGUCAUUUUUUUGUGUGAAAAUGGUUAUCUGUUUAUUUAUUACUGAGUCAUAUAUAAAUUUUCAAUAAAAGCAGAAACUUUCUUACCUUAAACACUGUUGCUACUUUCUUGCAAUGAAAACGUGAC